Molecule: messenger RNA, 1430 nt
Organism: Carassius carassius (crucian carp)
Lineage: Eukaryota; Metazoa; Chordata; Actinopteri; Cypriniformes; Cyprinidae
Product: m-AAA protease-interacting protein 1, mitochondrial-like
Exons: 5
Coding region: 129-869 (246 amino acids)
Biological process (GO): protein insertion into mitochondrial inner membrane from matrix; inner mitochondrial membrane organization
Cellular component (GO): mitochondrial inner membrane
Molecular function (GO): ribosome binding
Source: RefSeq, a predicted model, not a curated record
UCUGCGUUGUAUGGAAAAUACUGAUUUAGUGUUAACAUCUGUUAUAUGUAUGUGGAACUCUUGUCUCUUUAGUAUGUUGUAAGUCGGAUUUCAAUAACAGAUGGGCCACUGAAGACGAUGGGAGAAAGAUGGCGCUGCCCUUACUGAGGUGCUGCAGCUGUAACAGGCCCGUUUCGAUUCUGACUCGGUUCCUUACAUCGAAGCCCUUUUUAGCGACUCAGUCCAGACGCCUUGGCCCCGUGGCGUCCGCGGUGAGUGAUGCUCGUCAGUACAGCUCUGACUCUGAGCGGAGGAGACACGAGCAGAAGCAGAAGGUUGUGGUAGUCGGGAUCCCGAACCCCUUCAUCUGGUUCCGGACCCGCAUCUACUUCUUCCUCAUCCGAGCUUACUUCGACAAAGAGUUCAGCAUUGAGGAGUUCACGGAAGGAGCCAAACAGGCUUUCUCGCACGUAUCAAGAUUACUGUCUCAGUGUCAGUUUGAGGCUCUUGAGGGAUUAGUAGCUAAAGAUCUAAUAGGGAAACUUGAGGAAAAAUGCGCUCAAUUGCCUGUGAGCCACCAGAGGGCGCUGUCAGCUGAGUCCGAUGAGAUCAUGUACACAACAACAGGAGAUGUGGGAAUUUACUAUGAUGAUAGCGGGAGGAAAUAUGUAAGUAUUUUGAUGCGUUUUUGGUACUUGACGAGUGCCAGACUUCCAGAUGAGAGUGUGGAAGGAGCGAAAAUAUUCCAGGUUGUCAUUGGUGGAGAAGGAGAGAGACCAGAGACCAAGAGAUUGCUGACAGCCAAUUAUGAAUUCCAAAGGGAGUUUACCCAAGGUGUGAUUCCAGACUGGAUCAUCACAAGAAUAGAGCACUCAAAACUUCUUGACUAAGUGUGUCUAACUUGAAGAGGAGAGAUUUUUUUUUUUCAUGCUUUUUUGUUUUGUUUAAUAUUGCUCAACAUGCCAAAACAUGUAGGCAAAAUUCACUGGGGAAAAAAGAAAUAAUGCUCCUUUGGCAAUAGAAAGAUAUAAAUGUUGACUUCCUGUGUGCUUCCGUAUAUUGCAUCUCACUGAUCUCACAUUAAUAACUUUUACAUUAAUAUGUUUGUAAUUUAUGGUUGGCUCCUGAUUGAUCAGGUUGGUCUUUAAAAAAAAAGUUGCUGGUUUUGUUUUAAACUUUGUAUGAUGAGUUUUGGGGUCAGGUUGACUGCACAUUGCAAAAACUGUACAACUGGACUGUAAAACGAUACAAGAAAAACCAGGAGCAUUGGCAUCUUAACACCGUUAGUGUUGAAGACAUAAAGUCUGCUGCCUGGAUACUCUGAAAAACAGGUUUAUACAGACUGAUGAACUGACCAGUAAGUUCUGUAACGGUUUUAUCAAGUCUUCUAUGUUAUGUAAAAUAUUUUAAGUGCAAAAAAACAACAACAUGAAUAAAUUGUGAUUAAAAAU